Molecule: messenger RNA, 1563 nt
Organism: Pseudomassariella vexata
Lineage: Eukaryota; Fungi; Ascomycota; Sordariomycetes; Amphisphaeriales; Pseudomassariaceae
Product: major facilitator superfamily transporter
Exons: 3
Coding region: 1-1563 (520 amino acids)
Biological process (GO): transmembrane transport
Molecular function (GO): transmembrane transporter activity
Source: RefSeq, a predicted model, not a curated record
AUGGACCUCUCGGGCAGCGUGUUCCUCAUCUCAUCUGAUGGCCAGAUGCUCAGUCUUCCGAUCCCGAGCGACUCCCCCAAUGACCCACUUGGCUGGAGCUCCAGGAAGCGGAUGUUGGCCUUCGCGAGUGUCAUGCUGUAUGACGUUGUCGGUGUCGCGGCGAUACAAGCCCCGACGUUUAUGUACGGGGCAUUCGAUCAUGAUGCGGCAUUGGCAGAGAGAUCGCUAUUCCGCAUCGAAGUCCUGGUGAGCGCCCCGAUGCUGAUGCUGGGCAUUGGCGCCUUUCUAUGGGUACCACUCUCGCUUGCCAUCGGCAGGAGGCCGGUGUUUCUUCUUUGCACCCUGAUGACGUUCAUUUCAACCAUAUCGGCAGCUUUGGCACAAAACUUUUACCAGCUUUUGGCUGCCAUGUGUGUUCAAGGUUUGGCGGCAAGCAGUAUCCUGAGUCUGUUGUUGUGUAUCGUCAUCGAUAUGACCUUCAUCCACGAGCGUCCCCAAGCCAUCGCUAUGUUCUGGGGACUCGGUGGCAGCCUGACCCUGUUGGUGCUGUCGAUAAUCCCGCAGAUCAAAGUGGUCGACACCGAUUGGCGCUCCUUCUACUGGAUCUGGUCCAUGGCAAGUCUCGCUUCAUUUGUCAUGACUCUCUUCUGCUUCCCAGAAACUUUCUUCCUCCGACCCCCUGUAGCCUGGGACGGCCGGAUCGUGGUGCAAAGCGGAUCCGAAAAAGUCCGCAUCUAUGACGACUGGGACGCAGUCCCCGGCGAGCAAGCCCUGCCCAACCCGCCCGAUAAGCACUGGUUUAAACGAUUCAUUCAACGCAUUAAGGUUUGGAGCGGACGAAGCGAGUGGAAGGCCAUGUGGGCAUGCUACCCGCAAGUCAUCCUCUGCUUGUGCAACCCCCUCGUAUUCUGGGUCAUGCUGCUCAAUGCCGUGAACUUCGCGGGGAUGGUGUCCAUCGGCGAGUCCUUCGUAUACGUCCUGGCUGCCAAGCCUUACAACUUCCCCCCCUGGGCUGUCGCCCUCGUCAAUCUUGCCGCCGCCGUGGGGAGCUUCUUGGUCUGGCCUGCGGCGGGGAUCAUGAUUCAGAAUAUCACGCGGCAUCUUACACGGCGGAACGGUGGGGUUCGGCAUGCAGAAUAUUAUCUACCCGCGUUUGUGCUCCCCGUCCUGGCGGGUGCGGCAGGCAAUCUCCUUUUUGGUCUCACAGCGCAGUACCACUUACACUGGAUUCUCAUCUACAUCUCUUAUGCACUAAAAUCUUUCAGCUUCGUGGCACUGGGCGCUGCGAAUGUACUUUGGGUCACUGAAUCGUUUCCCCAGUGGUCGGCGGCUGCGCUUGUCUGUGUGGGUGGAUUCAGCUACAUCGUCAGCUUCUCCAUGAGCUUUGUGCUGCCGUUGUGGAUCAAGUCGCAGGGGUACGCAUGGGAGAACAUCCAGCUCGCUAUUAUGAUCCUCGUCGUGGGAGGGGUUGGCGUUCCUGUGGCCUUCUGGGGGAAGAAUGUCAGGCAAUAUCUGGAUGGUCGGUGGGGAGAAUAUCAAGCGGGGGCAUUGAGGCCGCAGUGA